AUGUCAUCUUCACCAGGACGAGCCGCGGCCGCCUUCGCCCAAGCCGCAGCUUUCAUCACCGUCGCAGGGAAGCUCGCCGUUAGCUCGACAUUACGACGUGCUUGGGCGUUGGUUCAAUGGCUCGCCGCACCCUCCGGUACGAUGCUGGUCGGCUGCGACGCCUUGGCUGGCAUCUGA
Messenger RNA from Colletotrichum acutatum, 177 nucleotides. RefSeq lists its product as uncharacterized. The coding region runs from base 1 to 177 and encodes 58 amino acids. NCBI's taxonomy places the organism in Eukaryota, Fungi, Ascomycota, Sordariomycetes, Glomerellales, Glomerellaceae. The record is from RefSeq and is a predicted model, not a curated record. The transcript is spliced from 2 exons.